CUUACAAUAAAGAUGGAAAGAUGACAGUAGCAUCUAGGACUGAUAAACAGCCUAUUCUAGAUAAGCAAAAUAUUAGACAAUUGAUAAGGACUGUGAAGAAAAGUUGGAAAACAGUAAUAGAAGAGAUAAUACAUAAAUUUGCAUCUGAAUUUAAUAUUUUG
Messenger RNA from Ambispora leptoticha, 161 nucleotides. The record is from the annotation of a GenBank genome assembly. Lineage: Eukaryota; Fungi; Glomeromycota; Glomeromycetes; Archaeosporales; Ambisporaceae.